AAAUCCUCAAUUCUGAGGAACCAAGUCAACUUUUACAUAUAUAUAAUCUGGUGCGUUCAUUGCUCCAAUUAAAGUAAUGUCUGCCCACCGACAAUAUUUUUUUAGUGACCACCGACUCCAAAAAAGUACUAUUUCAUUGUUUCUCACUAUCUCCUAGCGAUUUGUUGGCUCUCGUUUUUCAUUUCACAUUUCUCUUUUACUUGUAUCGUCUACGCCUCCAUCCGCCUAUUUGCACAAUCUACGAACCGGUUUCGUAACAAUUUUACCAGCCCUAGUGGUUCAUUCCCAUCCGAUAACAAUCAAUUCUUAGAUAUUUAUUUGUCAUAUUCAUCUCUUUGGUAUUUACAAAAAAAAUGAAAUUGCAAUAUAUUCUCGCUUCAGUUGUCACCACAUUUCUUGCUGCCAGUACUGCUUAUGCGCACAUAUCUAUGCGCACCCCCUGUGUGCGCUACACGCCCUUCUGUGACAGUUGUCCUGAGCUUCCCGCAGGCCAGUCACUAGACGAGAACAUCAACGCGCCAAUUGGAACCCACGAGAGCAUUUCACAGCCGCUGUGCAAGUUUACCACCCCCUACGGCAGACCGGCUGCCCACUGGACCGCAGGAUCAACAAUUAAAGUUGAUUUUAACCCUCACUCUGCAGUUCACGGCGGCGGGCACUGUCAGUUUGCAUUAUCUUAUGACGGUGGCAAGACAUUUGUUGUCAUCCACGAUGAGCUCAAGUACUGCUUUACGGGCGGUCCGUCGAGUGGCAAUGUUGGGUCGCAACUUGAGUACAAUAUUGCGCUUCCGGCGGAUCUCCCCUCGAGUGACCGGGUGGUGUUUGCGUGGGCGUGGAAUAACGCCGCGGGGAAUCGCGAGUUUUACAUGAACUGUGCUGAUGUGGCUAUCCAUGGAAAGCAAGGCGGAGCGUAUACCGGCCCCCAGCUGCUUGUCGCUAACUACGGGCUCAACACACCUUAUAUUCCCGAGUUCAAUGGUGAUUAUACAACUGGGCUGGACCUUUACAAAGACAGACCAAUAAUUACUGUCACCGCAUCCGGCUACUAUGGAAACAGCUCUGCCUUGGUGACACCAGCUCUUGCAUCAGCACCAGUUUCAGCCCUAGUUUCAGCAGCACCUGUACCCCCUGCUGUUUACGAACAAAGUGGAGCUGGAUCCCCACCUGCCGGUACUACUGUGCAUGCCAAAGUGCUUGUAUCUUCAGCAUUAGCAUCUUCAGUCGCACUGCAUGCCCCUGGAGAUACUCGCGCAUAUGGUGCUGGCUUGCCCACAAUCACUUAUGCCCCCACUCACAACGCCCAAACUAUUAUUGGAAAUGUUAUUUCUUCUCAGCCAAUUGACCUUGUGUCAUUGGAGUACUUCACUGACAUUCCAAUCGUACAUUCUGUUCCUGCACCCACUGCUUCGAGCAGAUAUUUUACCGUCUAUGUGCCUCUUCCAACUACACCCGGCGGUUAUAAGUACUGUGAAAGCGCUGCUAUGGUUGCACCAAAGCCAGUAUCCAGUGCACCGCUGUACCAAACGCGUGCUGUUGCAGCUCUUGGGCCAACUGCGUAUACCAGCAGAAAGUGCAUAACCGGGAGUUGAUAAAAAAUGGGGUUUUCAUAUUGAACUUUUUGGGACUUUUUGUAUAGGAAUUUUUUUGUUUUGGAACUUUAUUUUGUGCAAAUUUUAGAAUACAUAUAGUUGGAUCGCA
Messenger RNA from Kickxella alabastrina, 1698 nucleotides. RefSeq lists its product as uncharacterized. Lineage: Eukaryota; Fungi; Kickxellomycota; Kickxellomycetes; Kickxellales; Kickxellaceae. The coding region runs from base 354 to 1589 and encodes 411 amino acids. The record is from RefSeq and is a predicted model, not a curated record. The transcript has a single exon.